Molecule: messenger RNA, 447 nt
Organism: Pelobates cultripes (western spadefoot toad)
Lineage: Eukaryota; Metazoa; Chordata; Amphibia; Anura; Pelobatidae
Source: the annotation of a GenBank genome assembly
AUGCCAAAGUGUACCUUCAUCACAGAAGAGGAGACCUCAUUGCCUGGCCACAAGCCGAUGAAGGACCGUCUCACCCUCCUGUUCUGCGCCAACGCCAGUGAGGACCUUAAGAUCAAGCCCCUGCUUGUCUACCAUUCAGAGAACCCACGGGCCUUCAAGAAACACAAGGUGAACAAGGAGCAGUUGAGCGUUUUGUGGCAGUCUAACCCAAAGGCUUGAGUCACAUGCCUCUUGUUUGUGAAGUGGGUCAAUGCGGUUUUUGGUCCUGCUAUGAAGAAGUACCUUGUGGAAAAUAACCUGCCACUCAAGGGCAUGCUGCUCAUGGACAAUGCUCCUGCCCAACCUCGACGCCUCGAUGAAGACUUGCUGGAGGACUUUAAUUUCAUCAAGGUCAUGUUCUUUCCGUCUAACACCAACCCACUACUCCAGCCAAUGGACCAAUUUUAA